UCGGACGCUGUCGGUCGGUGGUCAACACGUCGGUGUGACGACACUGACGACGACGGGCCAGAAACGAAGGCGGCCUACGAGCGAUAUUUCCCUGCGUGUCUGAUGAGCUCCUCCGUUGCGCCGCUGUUGCUGCUGCUGCUGCUGGUGGUAAGAUGGCUGUGCAGCUGGACGGUGGAGGGAAGGAGGACCUGAAAACACAAUUCGUCACGCGGGAGGGCACCUACAAGCUGAUGACCCUGUCGGAGUACUCGAGACCGAACCGAGUCGGCUACACCAACAGCCAGGGCAGCGCGUCCGUCAGGGUGUCCUUCGUCACGCUGCCGGACCCAGCAGACCCCACGGGUGCGCAGGGCCUCGGUGACCGAAUGUGCUUCAAUUUCGGCAAGGAGCUCUACGUUUACGUCUACCGCGGUGUCAAGAAGGCUGUAGACUUGAAUAAACCAGUGGACAAAAAGUUAUACAAAGGAACUAAUCCGACCUGCCACAAUUUUAAUCAAACAACAGCAACUGCUGAUAGUGCUCCUUUGCUGGUGGGAUUUUCCACGGGGCAGAUACAACUGAUCGAUCCGAUAAAGAAGGACAGUUCUCAACUCAGCAAAUUGUACAAUGAAGACAGGUUGAUAGACAAGAGCAAGGUGACAUGUAUAAAGUGGGUUCCCGGCUCGAACAACCUAUUUCUGGUCUCUCAUAGUUCCGGUCAGCUGUACCUCUAUAACGAAGAGCUGCUUUGCGGCACCACUGCGCCGCACUAUCAGUCAUUCAAGUCGGGUGACGGAUACGCCAUAUAUACCUGCAAAACCAAAUCCACCAGGAACCCAUUGUACCGAUGGGUAAUAGGCGCGGAAGGAUGUUGUAUAAAUGAAUUCGCCUUUAGUCCGUGUGGCACGAACUUAGCCGUGGUAUCACAGGAUGGGUUUCUGCGUGUUUUUCAAUACAACACUAUGGAACUGGUUGGCUCGGCAAGGAGCUACUUUGGUGGCUUUUUAUGUGUGUGCUGGUCACCGGACGGACGUUACGUGGUAGUAGGCGGCGAGGACGAUCUGGUGACUAUUUGGAGCUUCCACGAGAAGCGGGUUGUGGCGCGGGGGCAAGGCCAUCAUAGUUGGGUGAGCGUGGUUGCCUUUGAUCCAUACACAACAUCCUACGGUGAUCACGAUCCCGACUUUAGCGGUUCGGAUGACGAGACGACGAUGUCGCACAACAAUCAUAAUCACUUCCAUGAGAAGUCGCACCGUCUAUCCACGACUUCGCAAAGCGGCGUUCACUCGAAUCGCAAUUCCUGUAGCUCUGAAUUGAGAAUGUCGGGCGGCACGUGCUACAGGUUAGGCAGUGUAUCGCAGGACACCCAACUGUGCCUAUGGGACAUCACGGAGGAUGUAUUGAGGCAACCGGUGUGUGCCAAGCAAAGACCCUCUGCGGCGUGCAGCACCAGUGGCGGUACCUUGUCGUCCUCGGGCACGUUUAAUAGUGGCAACGGAGCGGCGACAACGGCGAAUCAUCAUUCAAAUUCGAAUGCUAAACAUAAUAAUUCAAAUAAUGUAAACUUCAAGGAGAACGCGAGUGGUAAUAACGAGACUAGUAAUAGCAGCAGCACGAAUGCCGCGGUAGCGACCGUGAAUUCGCUGACGCAGAGGCUAGCGGGUCUUGGCUUCGGCGAACGUAAGGGUGAUAAUCACAAGAGAAACUUUAGCCUCACUAUGCGAGGUAGCGGCACAGGUGCAACAGCGACGACGAUCAACAACAGCACAACGACAGUUGUGCAAAACAAUGGUGGCGACAAGGCGAGCACCGGCAAUUCAACGAGUACGACGAGUAGUAGUUUGAAUAACAGUGUCGGUGGGAGUUUAGUAGGUGGGACGGGAAGUAAAAAGGUUAGUUCCGUGAUGGACGAUCCCAUGAGGUUGAUAGGGACCGCCUGGUGUCCCAGGUUCGACGAGUGUCCGGUCCUCGAGCCGCUGGUGUGCAAGAAGCUGGCGCACGAGAGACUGACUGAAUUAGUAUUUAGGGAAGAUUGCUUCGUGACGGCGUGUCAGGAUGGAUACGUGUACACGUGGGCGAGGCCCGGCCACAUGGUAGGUCCUCUCACGAUAAGCAGCACCCUGCACAGGCCAUCACACCAUCAUAGCAACAACCCUUACACUAGUAAUAUCAAUUCCAUGCGAUGUAACGACCUCUGAUGUAACCCGUUAUUUCCAAAUCGUUAUUUAGCGAGUCUAUCGAGUAGAGUCUGUUGAUCGGAAGAUCCGCGAAUUCUGUACAUAUAUACGUAGAGUUAGAAUCUAGAAUGAUGUUAUCGUGAUAAAAGUGGCACA
Messenger RNA from Cyphomyrmex costatus, 2312 nucleotides. Its product is annotated as WD repeat-containing protein 20. Lineage: Eukaryota; Metazoa; Arthropoda; Insecta; Hymenoptera; Formicidae. Gene Ontology annotation, molecular function: protein binding. Bases 153 to 2177 code for a protein of 674 amino acids. The transcript has 3 exons. The record is from RefSeq and is a predicted model, not a curated record.